GGGCGCAGCCCGGGUUGAUCGCGUGCCGGGUGUCAUGGCGGCCUGCAGGCAUUGCUGCUCGUGCCUCCGGCUCCGGCCCCUGGGUGAUGGUCCCCUCCGUCUGCCAGGCCGGGAUCGGGCGCUCACCCAGAUGCAGGUGCGAGCACUAUGGGGUGGCGCGGGGUCUCGAGCCGUGGCCGUGGACUUAGGCAGCAGAAAAUUAGAAAUAUCCUCUGGAAAACUGGCCAGAUUUGCAGAUGGCUCUGCUGUAGUACAGUCAGGUGACACUGCGGUGAUGGUCACAGCAGUCAGUAAAACAAAACCUUCACCUUCCCAGUUCUUGCCUUUGGUGGUUGACUAUAGACAGAAGGCUGCUGCAGCAGGUAGAAUUCCCACAAACUAUCUUAGAAGAGAGAUUGGUUCUUCUGAUAAAGAAAUUCUUACAAGUCGAGUAAUAGAUCGUUCAAUUAGACCUCUCUUUCCAGCUGGCUACUUUUAUGAUACACAGGUCCUUUGUAAUCUGUUAGCAGUAGAUGGUGUUAAUGAACCUGAUGUCCUAGCAAUUAAUGGUGCUUCUGUAGCCCUCUCAUUAUCAGAUAUUCCUUGGAAUGGACCUGUUGGGGCAGUACGAAUAGGAAUGAUUGAUGGAGAAUGUGUUGUUAACCCAACACGAAAAGAAAUGUCUUCCAGUACUUUAAAUUUAGUGGUUGCUGGAGCACCUAAAAGUCAGAUUGUCAUGUUGGAAGCCUCUGCAGAGAACAUUUUACAGCAGGACUUUUGCCAUGCUAUCAAAGUGGGAGUAAAAUAUACACAACAAAUAAUACAGGGCAUCCAGCAAUUGGUAAAAGAAAUUGGUGUUACCAAGAGGACACCUCAGAAGUUAUUUAUCCCUUCGCCAGAGAUUGUGAAACACACUCAUAAACUCGCCAUGGAAAGACUCUAUGCAGUUUUUACGGAUUAUGAACAUGAUAAAAUUUCCAGAGAUGAAGCUGUUAACAAGAUAAGAUUAGAUACAGAGGAACAACUAAAAGAAAAAUUUCCAGAGGUUGAUCCAUAUGAAAUAAUAGAAUCCUUCAACGUUGUCUCGAAGGAGGUUUUUAGAAGUAUUAUUUUGAAUGAAUACAAAAGGUGUGAUGGUCGAGAUUUAACUUCACUUAGGAACAUAAAUUGUGAGGUAGAUAUGUUUAAAAUUCUUCAUGGAUCAGCAUUAUUUCAAAGGGGACAAACACAGGUGCUUUGUACCGUUACAUUUGAUUCAUUAGAAUCCAGUAUUAAGUCAGACCGAAUAAUAACAGCUAUAAAUGGAGUAAAUGAUAAAAACUUUAUGCUGCACUAUGAGUUUCCUCCUUACGCAACAAAUGAAAUUGGCAAAGUCACUGGUGUAAACAGAAGAGAACUUGGGCAUGGUGCUCUUGCCGAGAAAGCUUUGUAUCCUGUUAUUCCCAAAGAUUUUCCUUUCACCAUAAGAGUCACAUCUGAAGUCCUAGAGUCAAAUGGAUCAUCUUCUAUGGCAUCUGCAUGUGGCGGAAGUUUAGCAUUAAUGGAUGCAGGGGUUCCAAUUUCAACUGCUGUUGCAGGUGUGGCAAUAGGAUUGGUCACCAAAAACAAUCCUGACAAGGGUGAAAUAGAAGAUUAUCGUUUGCUGACAGAUAUUCUGGGAAUUGAAGAUUACAAUGGUGACAUGGAUUUCAAAAUAGCUGGCACUAAUAAGGGAAUAACUGCAUUACAGGCUGAUAUUAAAUUACCUGGAAUACCAAUAAAAAUUGUAAUGGAGGCCAUUCAACAAGCCUCAGUGGCAAAGAAGGAGAUACUACAGAUUAUGAACAAAACUAUUUCAAAACCUCGAGCAUCUAGAAAAGAAAAUGGACCUCUUGUAGAAACCAUUCAGGUUCCAUUAUCAAAACGAGCAAAAUUUGUUGGACCAGGUGGAUAUCAUUUAAAAAAACUUCAGGCUGAAACAGGUGUAACUAUUAGUCAGGUGGAUGAAGAAACAUUUUCUGUAUUUGCACCAACACCCAGUGCUAUGCAUGAAGCAAGAGACUUCAUUACUGAAAUCUGCAAAGAUGAUCAAGAACAGCAAUUAGAAUUUGGAGCAGUAUAUACCGCUACAAUAACUGAAAUCAGAGAUGCUGGAGUAAUGGUUAAACUAUAUCCUAAUAUGACUGCAGUACUACUUCAUAACACACAACUUGAUCAACGAAAGAUUAAACAUCCCACUGCCCUAGGAUUAGAAGUUGGCCAAGAAAUUCAGGUGAAAUACUUCGGGCGUGAUCCGGCUGAUGGAAGAAUGAGGCUUUCUCGUAAAGUGCUCCAGUCUCCAGCUACAACUGUUGUCAAAACUCUAAACGACAGAAGUAGUAUUAUAAUGGGAGAAUCUAUUUCACAGUCAUCAUCUAAUUCUUCUCGGUGAUUUUUUUUAAAGAGAAUUCUAGAGUGAUAGUCUGUAGAGGAAAAUUUCAGUAAUAUCUUCUAAUUGUAGAUUUAUAUAUAGUAUAAAUAUAUUCUAAUGAUUUGUAUUAAAAUGUUUAUUUUA
This is a messenger RNA of Equus caballus (horse), 2512 nucleotides long. RefSeq names its product polyribonucleotide nucleotidyltransferase 1 (gene PNPT1). Lineage: Eukaryota; Metazoa; Chordata; Mammalia; Perissodactyla; Equidae. The record is from RefSeq and is a predicted model, not a curated record. Gene Ontology annotation, biological process: mitochondrial mRNA catabolic process; mitochondrial RNA 3'-end processing. Gene Ontology annotation, molecular function: RNA binding; polyribonucleotide nucleotidyltransferase activity; 3'-5'-RNA exonuclease activity. Gene Ontology annotation, cellular component: mitochondrion; cytosol.